UCGAUCUGCUCGUACCAAACGAGGCCUAAGGGGUCCUGAACGACAGCCCCCCAAACUCAUCCUGUAGAGCAGUCGAGCACCACCGCCGAUCUGAUCCCACACUUCCGCCUUCCAUAGAUGAUCUCGUCUACUCGGCCGCCUUCGCAUCGCACGUCGUCCUCUCAAGCCCAUGAUGAGCAGCGCUGGGAAUCCGAAGAGAAAAGCCAUGUGCCGGUCGGUGUGGCUCCGGCGGCAGCGAGCCAAAACGAAUUAUCAUGGACCGAGGCUUUCAUUAGCUGCAACGAAGUGUCCACCUUGCCAAGAACAUGACAAUCCAGAGGUUGCCAAAGACACUAUACAAGUGAUUGAGCUUGGUAAAUUUCCCGAGGAUAUCUUGCAUCACAUACACUCCCUUGUGCCACUGCGAGAUGCUGCUCGUGCUGCCUGUGUCUCUCGUAGAUUUUUACGCUCAUGGAAAUGCUUUCCUAACCUUACAUUCAAUUGGAAAACAUUGGGGUUGAAUAUGCAAGAGGGCACGCCAUAUGAUAGAGCAAAGAAAAUUGUGGACAGAAUCUACCACAUACUCAAAAACCACUCUGGCAUUGGGGUGAAGAUACUUAAGCUCCAAGUUCAUUCAUGCAGCAAUGUUAUCACGGCUAACCUUCUUGGCAUUUGGCUUGAAACUGCUGUUAAGUCUGGAAUCGUAGAACUUGCUGUGGACCUUCCUCAAGAUCAAAGUGCGAAGUACGACUUUCCAUGUUCGGUUUUAUCUUGUGCCGCAAGCUCAAUUCAGUCUCUCGCCCCCUCAGCUUGUGCUUUUCGUCCGACAAUUAUAAUUGACUGCUUCAGAAACUUGAAAAGUCUAUGUCUGAAACUUGUUCUCAUUACUGAGGAGGAACUAGGAUGCUUCUUCUCCUGUACAAUUUCUUUAGAAAAGUUGGAAGUUUCCCAGUGCAAUGAGAUCACUUUCUUGAAGAUACCUUCUCAUCUGCAGCAGCUUUGUAUCCUGCGGGUGUUUCUAUGCCAAAAGCUGCAGGUGGUAGAAAUUUAUGCUCCAAAGGUAGCCACGUUUAUGUUCCGUGGGCCGCCGACGAAAAUAUCAAUCACCAACCCGUCUCAACUGAAGAUCAUGACUAUGGAUGGUUCAUUUUAUGCUGGCAUGUUCCACCAUGCUCUGACCAAGCUUCAUUCCAUCACGUCGAAUCUUCACACACUUGUCUUGUGCUCAUCUAGAGAGGCCUUCAAUACUCCAGCGUCAGCUGCCAAAUUCCUCCAGCUGAGGCACUUGAAGAUUUAUUGUUGUAGCAGUCAAUUUGAAAGCUUUGAUUUUUUAUCUCUGAUUUCCUUUCUCGAAGCUUGUCCUGUGCUGGAAACUUUCUUCUUAUCGGUAAGUCGACAUUAUUUAAGGCCAGAGCCAACUUCCCAAAAGUUGGAUGUGGAUUCUUGGCAUAUCAGGAAGAUUCCUGGAUUCCGCCAUGACAAGCUCAAGAAAGCAUCCAUCACUGGAAUCAACUCGUCAAAGAGCUUGAUUGAGCUAACAUGUCAAAUUCUUAAGAAUUCCUCAUCACUAGAAUGCCUUGUGCUCGACACUACUAGUGGUUAUGGUAAUUCAGGCAUAUGUGGAAAUAUGGAUAGAGAAGCAGUCAUGGAUGCCCUUGAAGGUGUCAAGGCUAUCAAAAGACAUGUUGAGGGGCAAGUUCCCGACGGUGUUAAUGUCGAGGUUUUGAAGCCCUGUGAUCGGUGCCAUAUUUCCAAACUCUGAUGUCCAUGCUAUGUUGUACACCGAUCUUUAAGGGCAUGCGUUGUGUGUGGUCACAUUUUUUACCUUACAAUGAGUCACACAGUAAGGAAAUCACCGCAGUUGGAAAGUUUAUUCUGAAUGGUUGGUCAGACUUUUAUCCCUGGAAAUACAAUUUGUAUAUAAUAAUAAUGUAGUAUAUGGCCAGGCCAUAAAUCCAUAUUUUGGCUUAUGGCCUUGUAGACACAUUGAUGCGGAUGCCUAAAAGCAAUGUCGAUUGUGUGUAAUUUUAAAUUACAGUCGUCAACUCAUGCACGGGCUAGCAUGAGAGUGUUUGCUUUAUACAAUUCUAUACAAAUGUUACAAUUCAACUA
Molecule: messenger RNA, 2091 nt
Organism: Triticum aestivum (bread wheat)
Lineage: Eukaryota; Viridiplantae; Streptophyta; Magnoliopsida; Poales; Poaceae
Product: FBD-associated F-box protein At5g56370
Exons: 5
Coding region: 170-1741 (523 amino acids)
Molecular function (GO): protein binding
Source: RefSeq, a predicted model, not a curated record